This is a messenger RNA of Dromiciops gliroides (monito del monte), 1671 nucleotides long. Its product is annotated as single-stranded DNA-binding protein 4-like. The record is from RefSeq and is a predicted model, not a curated record. Gene Ontology annotation, molecular function: protein binding; single-stranded DNA binding. NCBI's taxonomy places the organism in Eukaryota, Metazoa, Chordata, Mammalia, Microbiotheria, Microbiotheriidae. Gene Ontology annotation, biological process: positive regulation of transcription by RNA polymerase II. Gene Ontology annotation, cellular component: nucleus.
CGGACCAAAAAAAAAAAAAAAAAAACCCAAAGCCGGAGCUGAAGCUGGAGCCGCCGCGACCGUUUCAAGUCCCCCCCGCGUGGAAAAUGUACCUGAUUUCUGUCCAAAGCUCCGGGAUGUAAAACUAAAGGGGGGGGGGGGUAGCUAUGGAGAUGGAGACCUCGGCAGGCUCCUUUCUUUGACAGGUGUGGAGUAGGGGAAAAAGUCUGAAAGAGAAACAAGCAGCAUGUACGCCAAGGGAGGAAAGGGCUCUGCCGUCCCCUCCGACAGCCAGGCUCGGGAAAAGUUGGCGCUCUAUGUAUAUGAGUAUCUGCUUCAUGUGGGAGCCCAGAAGUCAGCCCAGACCUUCCUGUCGGAGAUCCAGUGGGAGAAGAAUAUUACAUUGGGGGAACCUCCGGGGUUUCUGCACUCCUGGUGGUGUGUAUUCUGGGACCUGUACUGUGCGGCCCCUGACCGACGAGAGACGUGUGAGCACUCUAGCGAAGCCAAGGCUUUUCAUGACUAUAGUGCAGCCGCAGCGCCCAGCCCGGUGAUGGGUGGCAUGGCUCCCAGUGAUGGGAUGCCUAUGCCAGCUGGCUUCUUUCUGGGCCCUCCUGGUUCUCAGCCGUCUCCACAUGCCCAGCCCCCCCCCCACAAUCCCAACGCCCCCAUGAUGGGCCCUCACAGUCAGCUUCCUCGUUACCCAGGAGGCCCCCGGCCGUCCCUCCGAAUGCCAAACCAGCCACCUGUGGGAGUCCCGGGCUCCCAGCCGCUGCUGCCCAAUGCCAUGGACCCAUCCACGCGGGCUCAGGGCCAUCCGAGCAUGGGGGGCCCAAUGCAGAGGAUGAAUCCUCCCAGAGGAAUGGCGGGGAUGGGGCCUCAGAAUUACAGCAGCGGGAUGAGGCCCCCACCCAAUGCCCUGGCUGGGCCCGGCAUGCCAGGGAUGAACAUGGGUCCAGGAGGACGGGGGCCAUGGCCUAACCCCAGCACCAACUCAAUAGCAUACUCCUCCUCCUCCCCGAGCAACUAUGUGGGUCCCCCAGGAGGAGGUGGCCCCCCUGGGACUCCCAUCAUGCCUAGUCCUGGAGACUCAACCAAUUCCAGUGAGAGCAUGUACACCAUGAUGAACCCCAUUGGGCCAGGCAGCAACAGGCCUAACUUCCCAAUGGGCCCCGGGCCUGAGGGCCCCAUGACAGCAAUGGGGGCAAUGGAGCCACACCACAUGAACGGCUCUUUAGGCUCAGGUGACAUGGAUGGGUUGUCCAAGAACUCUCCGAACAACAUGGCCGGCAUGAGCAACCCCCCAGGCACCCCACGGGACGACGGCGAGAUGGGCGGGACCUUCCUCAUCCCUUCCAGAGCGAAAGCUACUCCCCCAGCUUGACCAUGAGUGUGUGAUGAGGACAGCACUCCCCUCAGCCCUGGCCCCCUUGUAAACUUGUGUAUUUAAGGACCGGAUACCCUCUUUUCCCUCUCCUCUCCCCAGCCCUCUCAGACCUUGCCCAUGGGCACCCACUGGGGUGUUGACAUCUGGGCAUCUGGGGCUGGCUCCUCCAUCACCCCAACCUUGUGGCCUUCUGGACAAGCUGGGGUUGGGGGGGGCGCUCCUGAACUCUGCCUGGGGUGGGGCAAUGAGCUGCUCCUCCCUGAGGUCAACCCCAGUUGGUCUUCUGGGCCUGAGGAAGGGGCAAG